This is a messenger RNA of Sphaerodactylus townsendi, 2950 nucleotides long. RefSeq names its product nuclear assembly factor 1 ribonucleoprotein (gene NAF1). Lineage: Eukaryota; Metazoa; Chordata; Lepidosauria; Squamata; Sphaerodactylidae. The coding region runs from base 46 to 1698 and encodes 550 amino acids. The record is from RefSeq and is a predicted model, not a curated record. Gene Ontology annotation, biological process: pseudouridine synthesis; box H/ACA snoRNP assembly; ribosome biogenesis. Gene Ontology annotation, cellular component: sno(s)RNA-containing ribonucleoprotein complex. Gene Ontology annotation, molecular function: RNA binding. The transcript has 8 exons.
GCCCACGUGGUUAGGAGCCGUUCAUGGUGAGCCGGCUUGGUGGAGAUGGAAGUGUCGGAGCAGCUGGAAACGCUAAGUGUGGCAGGAGAUGAGGGGAGCUGCAGCGGGGUGGAGGGACGCCUUUCGCUUUCCUCGGAAGACUUCCCAGAGACGGCCUCCGAGGGGCUGAGCGGAGCUGGACCUGGGGGGCUUUUCGAGGCAGGGAAAAUGCCUGUCCCCGAUGGAGCUGCCAUUGAUGGCCCAAGUUCGAGCUCCUUACAGCUCUCCGCCACAGAUCCAAGUCACACUAGCGGAUCUGCCUUCUCUAGAAAUUGCACGUGGCCGAGUGAUAACCCAGGAGCGGUUUCUGCUGCGGGAGAAGAGUCGGACGCUGGACGAAGCGAGGAGCAGUGCCAGCACCCUCAAGCACCAGCGCCAGGAGAGCGCCUGCCAGGCCUGGGACCAUGUCAUGAGGAAGGGCCACCUCCGCCUCUCGAUUUUGGCCGCCCGGGGGCUCUGAGUCAUCAGUUCAUCUCCCCGGGCACGCAGGAGCAAGAUCUCAGAGUCCAAAGCUUCUGUGAUGUUUUUCCUGUUGAGAAGGAGCAGUUGAUAGACGAAGGGGAAGGGGGCAUCUCUUCCGUUGGAUCCGAGAGUGACUCUGAUACAGACAGCUCUUCUGUCUCCUCCACAUCAUCCUGUUCUCCAGUGCUAUCUGAGGAAGAUGGUCGGCAAUUUAAGAAUGAUGAAAACUCUCACAGUAUUGGAAAAAAAGAUGAUGCAUCUGAAAAGUCACUUCCUGUUGAAGAUUUGAAAAUCUUUCUACCAGAAUCUGUUGAAUUGAUGCCAUUUGGAAAAGUUUCCAGCAUCAUUGAAAACUUAGUUAUAGUUGAAUCACUGAAAGGGCUCCCUCCAGUGAAUGAGAACAGUGUGAUUUUCAAACAAGAUCGUCAUUCAAUAGGAAAGGUGUUUGAGGUGUUUGGCCCUGUGUCACACCCUUUUUAUGUGAUACAGUUUAACAGUCCUGAGCACAUUGAUGCAAAAGAUAUUAAAGUACAUGAAGAUGUGUAUUUUGCUCCAUCGGUUGAAAGCUUCACUCAGUAUAUAUUUCCAGAAAAAAUAAAACAGGAUAAAGGAUCUGAUGCAUCAUGGAAAAAUGAUGAAGAACCUCCACCUGAGGCGUUAGAUUUUAGUGACGAUGAGAAAGAGAAAGUGGCGAAACAACAGAAGAAAUCUCAGAAUCUAAGAAGAAAGAAGUUUAGAUCACAAGAUGAAUCUAAUGAGAAUGGAAUUCAUUAUCAGCCCAGAAGACAUUAUUCUUCAAACUAUUCACGUGGAUCUCAUAGGGGAGAAUUUAAUCCCUCCUUUUCAAGGGGCAGAUUUCCUCAUUCACCAGUUCCUCUGCAUUCCUACAGACAGCAAGUAAAACCUCGACAACAUUACAGUUCUGAUUUUACAGAAUUUCAGGAGCCUUCUGCUUUCUUUCAGCAUCAGAGGAAGGGAAGCCCCCAAAGGCAGCAGUAUUCUUUUCCUCCUCCAUCAUUUGGAACAGCUGGUAAUGAGGCAAAUCCCUUUCCACUUCCACCUCCAACUUGGGGGUGGCCUCAAAAUUGUAUUCGGAAUAUGUAUGACCCACUGUUGUCAUUGUUAUCACUACCGCCACCGCCGCCACCUCCGCUGCCGCCUCCAUCGACUGCUCCUAACAAUACUAAUCCUUUUUAGGCUCUGCUCUGACUUACAAUGACUAGAAAGUCAAGACUUUAUCUGAACACUGUAUUGCAUUUUCUGUUUAAAUAUCUUUGACAGGUUCAGCUAAGUAUGGAAGUACAAGCUUAAAUACCAACCAUUUUCUAGGAAAUCAAAGGCCUCCAGAUAGAUGGCAUUUCUUUGAAUAAUUUUGAUGAUAAGUAUGUUUAAUAAUGGCUUAGAUAGAUAAUCUAAUUGAAAUAUGUUACCUUUAAACAAGAUGACCUUUCUAUAUUGUACCUGUUUAAACCAUGUUAUUGGAAACUUUAUUUUUGUAAUAACCUAUACAUUUUUUAUAUUGCAGAAAUGCUAAACAGAUGUGCACAGUACACUGGUUAGGAUAUUUUUUGUGUUGGAUAAAAAAAAAUGUUGAAAUUCCAAAUGUUUUGUUAUGUCAACAUUGCUCUUUAUAAAUGACAUCCAGUUUAUAAAAAUAGUGCAUCUCAGCCAAAACAAACCUUUUUUUAAAUAUCAAUUUGAGUUCUCUGGGUAACUUUUUUAAGUGAUAGAACUUAACAGCCCUUAAUUGGACACUAUUGCCUUAUAUGGUACCCAAAGCAUGAAGUUUUAGUUGACUCUUUUGAACUUAUUCAAAGAACAAGUUCUUGAAGAUUUUCAAAGAAUAAGAUGUUCAAAGAUGAGGGUCUUCAAAGAGAGAUGAUUUCUGCAUCUUAUAUGAAAUUAGUAUCUUAUUAAUCAAAUGGAAGCUGCAGAAUGACAAUACAAACUUUAUUUCUGAAUAUGCUACAAAAACGUGGCUUUGAUUUGAAGAGAGGUCACUGAAGAAGGGGAAUCUCUUAGAAGGCUAAGGUAAGAAAGUAUGCAAUAGGAAAAUAUACGUUAGAAAUCUAAAAUUGGACCACAUCUUACUUUCAAGUUGUAUCCAAGAAUUAACUCAAGUGUAGAAAAUUUUUUGCAUCUUUUUUUCUCCCUGCUACACAGAGUUGUUAUACCACCAGCAGUUAAAGAAAUUGAAAGCUCUUGUUACUUAGCAAUGAAUCAUAUCAUUAGUUUCAUGUCAGUUAAUUAUUAAAACUUGUAAAAAAAUGAUGACCCAUAUCGUUGUUAAUCUUUACCCUUUUUGGUAUAGACCUUUGUAGGUCAUCUCCUGUUGAGGGAUUUUGUAUAAAUAACAGUGCUUCAAUCUGUAUAAAUGUAGAAUUUCAAAAUGCCAUUGAUUUAAUGAAGCUGUCAGACAUGUAUGUGUAUUAAACAAUUCCAGCAGAAA